CAGAAACCGCUUGCAUCGGAGAAUAUACAACUGAACUCGGCUGCUGGUCCCCAAUGCGUCGAACAGUUCCGGACGGCAGUGUCACAACAGUAACACCACCACCAGCAGCUACUUGCAACGGCGAAUAUGCUACUGAAGUCGGUUGCUGCUCACCAAGGCGUCGGACGAUUUCAAACGGCAGUGUCACAACCGUAUCACAACCACCAGCAGUCGCUUGCACCGUUGGACUUGCAGCCGUACUCGGCUGUUGUCCAUCGUUGCGUUGCUCUGUUCCGGUUGGCCGUGUCACAAGAGCAACACUACCACCGAAUGCAGCCGACACCGUUGAUGAAGCAGAUGCCGUGGCUAGUUGUCCCUCUUCAAAACGCGUAACUGCUCGCACAUCUAUACAAGCCGGGAUCCGGCCUAAACAAAACAACAGUUCAUCCCGGUCUCCUUCAACUAGACGCGCUUCGUUCCCCGGUGAAGACAUGAUGUUUUUGCUGCACAUAAACACAAAAAGUAAUACCCUGUAAACUGUAACAUAUAUCGAUUUAUAACACUGUCCUAAUGCUGUUGUAAACGUUUUGAAGCAGGUUUUGUGAAUGAU
Molecule: messenger RNA, 589 nt
Organism: Anopheles merus
Lineage: Eukaryota; Metazoa; Arthropoda; Insecta; Diptera; Culicidae
Exons: 2
Coding region: 54-515 (153 amino acids)
Source: RefSeq, a predicted model, not a curated record